AAGCAGGAAGAAGAUCAUGGCCCUAUGGUUGAGGAAGCAAAAGAUGAUGGAGGCAGCACAAGUGAGGAUGAGAUUAUAUCGAUGUGCCGCAACAAUCUGGUGCAUGCAGAGAAUUCGAUCGUGCAAUUGGUUCCUAUCUUGGGUAUGUACUCUGAUAACUAUUUUGUGAAACUACCUAAGAGGGUCAAUGGAGAUUUUGGUAUGGAUUGGGUCAUGGAUACACUAGCCCGAGAUACCCAAUGCUACAACAUGUUUAGGGUAGAGAGACCUUUAUUUAACAGGCUACAUAAUACUUUGGUCCAGUCAUAUGGGUUGAAGUCCACUACAAAAAUGACAUCUAUAGAGGCUCUUGCUAUGUUUUUAUGGAUUGUUGGUUCACCACAGUCAGUUAGACAGGCUGAGAACCGUUUAAGGAGGUCUUUGGAGACAAUAAGCAGGACAUUUAAUAGAGUUUUGACAUGCCUCCUUAGGUUAGCUCAUGACAUAAUUGUACCCAAGGACCCAACUUUUUCAGAGGUGCACCCAAACUUGGAAAAUCCAGCAUUUUGGCCACACUUCAACGACUGCAUAGGAGCUAUAGAUGGGACACAUGUGAAUGUUGUGGUGCCUAAGAGUAAGAGGGUUCCGUACUUGAACAGGCAUAAUGAAACCAGUCAGAAUGUGCUUGUUGUUUGUGAUUUCGACAUGAGAUUUACCUUUGUAUUGUUGGGAUGGCCUGGUUCGGCACAUGACAUGAGAGUUUUCAAAGGUUUGCUACUUGAACUAUCUUGCAACAAUCUUUAAUUGCACUUGUUCAUCUAAGUCUCAUUGUGUGCCUCACUUUCACAAUAUGUUGGGAAGUAUUAUGUGGUUGAUGCGGGGUACCCAAACCGGCCGGGCUACCUUUCACCAUACACACGUACAAGGUACCAUGUCGCGCAAUGGAACGAUGGACCGCCGCCACAAGGUAUGAAAGAAACCUUCAACCAUGCACAUGCCAAAGUUAGGAAUGUCAUAGAGCGAUCUUUUGGAGUGUUGAAGAUGAAAUUUAGGAUCUUGUUGAACAUGCCAAGUUUUCCAGAAGCAAAGCAAACUAGAAUUAUUGUUGCUUGUAUGGCUCUUCAUAAUUUCAUUCGAGAGAGCAGAAUUGCGGAUAGGGAAUUUGAUGCCUGUGAUGAGGAUAAAAAUUAUAACCCAAUGCUCAAGCUUUAUUUUAUGGAGUGUAAUUUUUUCUUGUCUAGCUUAAUUUGUAUGGACUAAACUACCUAUCGUGUAUGUUGAGUGUGAUAUCUCAUUUGUACAGACAAAUAAAAUUUAUCGUGUUUCGGAUGCUUGGUUUGAAAUAUGAUUUGUUUGUGUCAUUUGUGAGAGGGAGGAGGCCACACAUGAGUCUGCCACAUCAAAUCCGGUUGGAAAGGAGCCAAAUGAUUGGAAAAGUAUAUUUAUUGUCAAUCUAGCCCUUUCAUCCAAACACCUCUAGGGCUAGAGUUAGUUCAGGGUUAGUUGAGAGCUAGAAACUAACUCUAACCUCAAACUCUAACCCUUGGAUCCAAACAGGGCCAAUAAAUGAGUAGUACCUGCUCUACUUUUCUCAAACCCAAGUCCCCAUAAAAGCUAUUCCUACUACUAGUAUGCAUGUAGCAUGUGUGCUGUAACAGAGCAGUAUGCAUGCCGGCUGUUGAUUUUUUAAACUUCUUUUGACAAGCUCGACAAGAGGCUCGAAGCUCAGAACGAGCUGAGCCCGAGCUCAACUCUAAACUCGAAGGCUAAGGAGGCUCGGCUCGAGUCUGUACCGAACUCGAGCCUAGAGAGGCCAGCUCGCUUGAGCUCGGCUCGUUGACAGCCCUACUUCAUAUUGAGCUAGUCAUCCAGAAGUUCAGUCCUAAAAAUAUCGAACAUUUUUUUUUUGGCUAUUCAUCCAGAAGUUCAGUCCUAUGAUUCUACG
Oryza sativa Japonica Group (Japanese rice) is the source of this 1924-nucleotide messenger RNA. Its product is annotated as protein ALP1-like. NCBI's taxonomy places the organism in Eukaryota, Viridiplantae, Streptophyta, Magnoliopsida, Poales, Poaceae. The record is from RefSeq and is a predicted model, not a curated record.